Stegostoma tigrinum is the source of this 865-nucleotide messenger RNA. RefSeq names its product prolyl 3-hydroxylase 1-like. The coding region runs from base 496 to 828 and encodes 110 amino acids. The record is from RefSeq and is a predicted model, not a curated record. Lineage: Eukaryota; Metazoa; Chordata; Chondrichthyes; Orectolobiformes; Stegostomatidae. The transcript is spliced from 3 exons.
AGGAGAGACCAGCAACAAAAUAGAGAAAUAUCUCAAGCCAACCAUCUUCCUCACUGAGACUUUGGAUAUCCCAGGAUCUGGAAACAGAAAUUGUGCGAGUGUAGCUACAAAUGCAAAUCCAGACAGGAACUGGGAAGGUUGCAAGUUGUACUGGAUCAAAUUAUACUGGAGUUGGGGACUAAGUGCGGUGUGUUAAAGUUUGCAGAUGACAUUAAGAGCCUUUCUCUAUCUCAAUGAUGAAUUUGAAGGAGGGAAAUUUUACUUUGCAGAUCGUGGAGGCAAGAGAGUUUCAGUGAGUGACCCCACAUGCUCAGAGAGAACGUAACUCUGUAUCUAACUCCAUACUGUUCCUGCCCUGAGAGUGUUUGCGGGGACAGUGUAGAUGGACGUUUACUUUCUAUCUAACAGUGUCUGAGGGGGUGUACAGGAGACAUCUGCCAACAUCUGGUCUCUCUGUCUCAGGAGGAAAUCUCCCCAAAGUGUGGCCGACUGAUCAUGUUCCUGUCUGGACAAGAGAAUGCACACUCUGUCCGCCCGGUGACAGAGGGGCAGCGCUGUGCCCUCACCUUGAGUUUCACUGAGAAAACCCAAGAUGAGCAGGAGGCAAAUCCCAGUGUGGAGAGUUUAUUGGAGUUGCUGUACCCGGCAUCCUCCACCCUUGGUGAGCCUGAACAGAUACCAGGCCCUGAGCAUGACCGGGAGUCCCCUGAGCAGCAAGAGAGAGCCCACAAGGAGACUCAACGAGCCCGGGACGGGAGGCAGCGGCAGUACAAGAGACCUCAGCCCAUGACAGGGGCAGAGAGUCCUGCUCUCAGGGACGAGCUCUGAGUCUGCAUUGGAGGGUGUGUGUGCGUGUCUGUGUUGA